UGAUGCGACCAUGGGCUCUGGCAGUGACUAGGUGGCCACCCUCUGCCCCCGUGGGUCAGCGGCGAUUCUCUGCGGGACCCGGCAGCACCCCAAAAAAAAAAAAAAAAAGCCCCGGCCUCGAGGGUCCCCUGGUCAGCCCACCUGCCCAAAAAAAAAAAAAAAAAUCCCAGCAGCCGCCGUCCCGACCUCCACACCUCCCCGUAGAAAAAAAAAAAAAAAAAGCUCCUGCCGGCGGGGGCCCCCGAAUGCUGCACCCAGCCAAAAAAAAAAAAAAAAAAAUGGUUGAUCUCCACGAGCAGGUGCACCAGGGACCUGUCCCUCUGUCCUACACGGUCACCACAGUGAAAAAAAAAAAAAAAAACUUGCCUACAGGCCAACACAUCCCUGGCUGCAGUGCCCAGCAGCUCCCAGCAUGCUCCGUGAUGUUCAGCGGGCAGCACUACCCCCUCUGCUGCCUCCCGCCCCCGCUCAUCCAAAAAAAAAAAAAAAAACAGCUGCCUGUGCCCUAUCAGGCCUACCCCCACCUCAUCUAAAAAAAAAAAAAAAAACUGCAUCCCCCACCGCCGGCCCCACCCCCACAGCCCACCCAAAAAAAAAAAAAAAAACAGUUUGUGUCUCUGCAGGCCCAGCACCCGCGGAUGAAAAAAAAAAAAAAAAACAAUGACGUGGACCUGCGUGGGGACCAGCACUCCCUGGGUAAAAAAAAAAAAAAAAACUCUGCGCCUGGCCCAGCCCUUUCCCCAUCGGUGCCCCUGCACUACCUGCCCCACGACCCGCUGCACCAGGAGCUGUCCUUUGGUGUGCCAUAUUCUCACAUGAUGCCGCGGCGACUGAGCACCCAAAAAAAAAAAAAAAAACAGCCACUGCCCCCGCCGCCCCCACCACCACCCCCACCACAAAAAAAAAAAAAAAAACUGCCCUACUUCCUCUCGAUGCUGCCAAUGUCACCAACAGCAAUGGGGCCCACCAUCAGAAAAAAAAAAAAAAAAAAUGACGUGGAGAUGGAGAACUAUGAGGUCCUCCUGAACCUGGCCGAGCGGUUGGGAGAUGCCAAGCCCAAAAAAAAAAAAAAAAAAGACAUAGAGCAGCUCCCGUCAUACCGCUUUAACCCGGACAAAAAAAAAAAAAAAAAGACGCUGUGUGUGGUCUGCUUCAGUGACUUCGAGACGCGGCAGCUGCUCCGAGUGCUGCCCUGCAACCAUGAGUUCAAAAAAAAAAAAAAAAACAAGUGGCUGAAGGAAAAAAAAAAAAAAAAAAUCUGCCGGGCCGAUGCCUCCGAGGUGCCCAGGGAGGCUGAGUGAGGCCACACAGCCGCCCGGGAGAACCCUGCGUGAAGCUCUGGAAACUUG
This is a messenger RNA of Cercocebus atys (sooty mangabey), 1349 nucleotides long. RefSeq names its product ring finger protein 44 (gene RNF44). The transcript is spliced from 10 exons. The record is from RefSeq and is a predicted model, not a curated record. NCBI's taxonomy places the organism in Eukaryota, Metazoa, Chordata, Mammalia, Primates, Cercopithecidae.